AUGGAAAGCGUCUCGCCUCUUUCGCCCGCCAGCCCCCCGCCUCGGGUGCGCGACAGCUCCGAGGAAACGAGCCCGGCGCCCGAGCGUUGCGCUGCUGACCAUUCAGAUUCAUGCUCAUCCUCGUGUUCUUUUUCACCUGUUUCGUCUUCUUGUGUCACUUCGUCUCCGCUCGGUGCGUCUGCUUCGCCUUCGGCUUUUGACCGCCCUUUCUCGCCUCCGCUGCCGCGGCCUCCGGCGGUGCUGCGGGCUCCACUGCCUCGCACGUCGUCGCCACCGUCGGGCUCGCCCCUGGUCGCGCCUCUCUUUGCUUUCCAUCCUCACCCGAACCCGCCUUCGCCCUUCUCUGCCUGUUCACCUCCCCGUCAACCGUCUUCUCUUCCGGUCCCUGCUGUUUCUUCCUCGCCUCCUUCGUCUCCGCUUGCGCAAACCUGGGCGCCUUCUGCCUCCCCUCCGCCUCAGCCGCUGUCUCCUUCUCUCUCGCCCUUUUCUCCAGGCUUUUCUUCUCACCCAGAUGGUGCUCCGAGCGCACCUCCUCCACCUCCGCCUCCCCUGCCGGAAUUCGAAGAUGUGAAACCCUCUCCCGCGGCUCCGCCAUCUGACGCCGGUGCGCCGACUGCGCUGAAGGAGAAGUCGUCUCCCCCCCUCUCGCCUCCGGAGAACCCGUCUGCCUCUCUCUCUUCCUCUCCUCACUUCGCCUCCUCCCUCGUCUCCUCGGCGGCUCUAGUGCCCGCUGAAAGCCCCGAGCCGCCGUCAGGUGCCUCUUCGCUGCCUGCAUCCGCUGCCGAGAACGCGUCUCAGUCUUCCUGCGUCGCAUCGGCUGCGCAGAGUGCUUCGGCGCCACCGUUUCCCUCUCCGUUUCUGUCGUCUGAAAGUCGCUCUUCUCCCCCACCCGCCGCACCGCCGUCGGCCGCUGUGCCUGCUUCUGGCGCGGAGCCUUCUGCGGACUCGGCAGCUUAUCCGCCGACCGCCGCGAGGCCCUCUCGCCCUGCCUCGACUUCUUCCGUGUCAACGAAGUCGCCCCUCCGUCCCUUCUACCCGCCUUGGUCGGCAAUUCUGUCCUCCUCUCGCCCACUUUCGCCUGCCUUUGGGACCGGCACCGGCGCGCACGCCCCCCUCGCCACCCUCCACGGCGGCGCUUCUCCGCGGCCGUCCCCGUCUCCCGGGUCGCAGGGGCAUCCGGGGGUCGGCUCUUCUGAGCUUCCCUCGCCUUCUUCCUCUGCCGGUGCUUCGUGCCUGGCGCAGCAGUCGCCAGCGUUGCCUGCUGCCUUUUCCCCCGCCUCCGCGUUGCCGCCUUUGGGCUCUGUCUCUCUCGUGGCGCCUGAGCCUUCAGCGGGCGCGGCACAAGCCUCUUUGUCGGCGUCUUCGUCGCAGGGUGCUUCUUCUCCUUCGCCUGCUUUUAGCCGCCCCAGUUCGCCGGAGCCUGCGCCGCCAGAGCAGGACGGUCUGAAGCAGCUUUCUGGAGAUAGAUGUGCAGGCGACGUGAAGGCUACCAUUCCGGAGACAUAUCAAGAAACGCCAGACGAGGCGAGAGGAGAACACCCUGAAAAGGCAGGAGCAGAAGGAGAGACAGCGCCGCACAAAGUGCGGGCGGAAACAGAGACGGAUGCGACGCAUGAGAGAGCAGAGAACGCAGAAAGGAGAGACGAAGGAAUUCCGGAAGAGGAGGCGGAUUCGCGGCAAGACGGAGACGAUCUUCUGCAAAACAGAGAUUGCAAUCUACGAAGAAGGGCCCAAGGGCCGUCGCUGCAGGGCGAAGCGGAGGAAUCGCCGCCCGCGGAGGAAGCGACGUGCGGACAGAGAGAAGCGACAGAGCAGAGAAAUGUGCGGGCGGAGGAGGGGAGCCGACAGGGAGAUGCAUCCACCACGGACUCAACAGCGGCGAAGGGAGCGAAAGCCGACAUGGGGGACGCACGCAGUCUGACCUGCACAUCCAUUCCAAGCUUCCAGGCACCGGUUAGAGAGAGUAAAGAAGGAAUCGAAAACGAGCCUCACGAACAUAGCUCUCAGACACCAGACAGCCAAGAAGAUGACGCUAGCAUGCGACAGGAGGACGACCGUCGCGACGCCUGCAGCGACAACGGCGAAGCACAAAACGAGGCAAGGGGCGACGGCGGAGGCGCGGAGGCGAAAUCGGCAGCUGGAGGAGCGAGCGACGAUGCCUGCAGAAGAAGAGGCGGCGACGCAGAGCUCGACGUAGGUCCCGUCAAAGUCGGUCAGCUGAGAGCGGCAAGCGAGGACGGCGAUCAACGUGGGGGCGGCAAGAAAGAGACUACGAAUCAAGCGAAGGGAGAUUUAGAGGGCUGUCCCGGCUCGAGCAGAUCGCACAAGGAAGGCGGCUCAACUCCAGACGAGCCUGAGGCCAGUCUACAGGAGUCAGGAAACGGAGAGGAAGAGAAAGCCGAAAAGUGCCAAGAAGGGAGAGACCAAUCAGAGGAGACGGAUGAGCAGUUUCCGUCCUCUUCUCAAGAGGCAUUUGUUCGACCGAAAAAGCCCCUCGCGGGAGCACCUCACCGCCACAAGGAGAGAGAGAAGCCAGAAGACAUCACACCUGACCAGAGAGACCAGGGCGCUUCGGCAGAGGAGGCUGAGGGAACCCAAGAUGCAGACAAAACUAGAACGCAUCCGGAGGCGCGCCCGGCGGAGCGAGGAUUCACAGACAACAGCAGUGUCGAUGUCGCUCCGCUUCCGCCGACCCUGUCUCCCUCUCACCCGAUUCUGUGCGCCUGCGCCAGCACGCCUCGGCCGCGCUCAUCGUUUUCGUCCCUACGCCUCCCUCUUUCUCGUUCUUCGCGUUCGUCGCGGCCCCUCGCCGUACCUCCGUCGUCUGCGCUCGCCCCUCCCGCACCCGCUUGCGUUUUGGCCGCCCCAGUGACAUGUCCAGCGGUGCUGGCGGCGAGCGCAGCUGUCGCCGAGCAGGAACGGAUCGCUGAGAAGCAGAGACAAGAGAAGAUAAAGGAGCAGCUGGCGCAGAAGGCGCGCGAAGCCGCGCAAAAGGAGGCUGCGCGGCUCCUCCGAAUCGCCGCGGAGCGCUGCGCGGGUUCCGAGUCCGUCCCCCUCCCGGGGACCCCCGCCGCCGAGGCCGCCGCGACCGCGCGGAGACUCCUGACGGCGAGUCGGAGACAGGGCCUUGGAGCCCAAGGCGACGGAGAGGGGCCGACCGGCGAGGCCGCCGGAGCAGCCAAUGGAAGCCGCGCCCAAGAGAAGCGAUUCGGUGAGGCGAGUGGUCACGGGAUUUCGAGUGCGUCCUCGGAGGCCACUCCCGACACAGGUCACGUUGGCGCUCGCCCACCCGCUGCGUCGGCUGCAGCUUGCGCGCGAGAGGCGCGAGAGGACGCAUCGGCGCGCGCUGAAAGGGGCAAGCGGGGCCGCGCGAAGACGCUGCCGUUCGCGCCGCACGGAGACCUGGAAGGCGGAUUGUCGCUGCGGAGGUGCAGGGAGAGAAUUGAGGAACUCGCGCGACAAAUCGCGAAUCUCGAAUAUGAGCGAGACUGCGUGCGAAGCAUCAAGGAGAUCUACGCUGAGGCGCACCAGAUUCAGAUUCGCCAGCUCCAGGAGAUGCGCAGACAGCGCGCGAAGACGCAGGAGCUGCUUCACGAACUCCUUCGGCGCAGAUCCGGCUUCAGUGAGCCUAUCAAGGACUACGAGUUGAUCUAUCAGGGACGCAUCAGUCGCGGCGCUGCGGAGGAAGGACGAAAGAAACGGGCGCUUCUCUCCUCCGGAUCCUCGGCUUCUCACACCAGAAAAGCUAGUCUGUCGCAGCUGGCUGGAGCCCUCGAAAGCUCGCCGGUGGCUUGCUUGCCUGCGGCCUCUUCUUCUGCAUCUUCGGUCUCUUCGCCUUCUUCGCAGCUCGUCCCCCCCGUCGCGCUCUCUCUCCCUGCCGGGUCGGCUUUGCGUCUCUGUAGGCACUCAGUCAGCUGCAGCAGCUUCCGCACCCAUCUGCCCCGUUUAGGGCAGUCUGUCUGUGUCUCGGCGGGAGCGGCUGACACAGCGGCGAGCCAAGCGCCGCAUCUCGCGCACGCACGCGGAGCUGCAGCCCACGACGGUCGGUCGCUCGGAGACGGCGAGAGGCGCGCCGCACCUGAGGCGCGCGGGUUCCUCUCCUCGAAGUCCGCGGAGUUUCACGCCGACGGAAAGCUCCAGCGGCUAGGCGACUUGCUUGGCCUCGAGGGGGGGGGGGUCGCGCCAGCGGGUCACAGCGACGCGAGCGAGGAAGCCACACGCGACAGCGGCCUCGAGCGAAACGAAAGCCACGGAGACCACGGAGACAGCGAGAAAAAGCGCUUGCCUGGACGCGCUUGGCCCUUCCGCGCGCACGCCUUCCACUCGUCUUCUUCAACGCUCUCGUCCUCCUCGAAGGAGCCUGGAGACGACGACAGGCGCCAGACGAACGGCCGAGCGCGCGAGGGGAGCGCAGGCCAGGAAGAAGGCGACGACGAAGAAGAGACGCUGGCGCUAAAUAUCCUCGCUGUCGCACUAACGCCAGAGACGCGACAAAAGCAAAUCGAGCACCUGGCGGCCAUAAAAAUUCAGUCUGUGUUUCGGGGGUACUUCUGGCGAACCUUCAUGCGGCGAAUGAAGCUCGUCGCAGUCACUGCUGGGCGAACCGAGAAGCGCAUGAACGACGCGGCGACAGUCCUGCAGAGAAAAAUUCGAGGCAUGUUCGCCAGAAGAGUCUUUUUCGCGGAGGUCUUCAAAGGCAUGUUGCCUCACGAGGGCCGAGGAGGCCUCUGCCCCUACCGCAACGCCGUUGCCGAUUUCUACGAGGCGAAGCGCCAGCAGCGGCGUCACUCGUGGAUGCGGGCGCACCGCCGACGAAAGGCUGAAGAGGCACUUGAGAGGCAGCGCGAAGCGUUCUUCGCAGCUUCGCCCGCUUCGGCUCCACGUCAGAAGCCGCAACCCCCUCUCUCUGCGUCGUCGCCACCUUCAGGCGCGGCUGCGUCGUCUGCAGGGCUCCGCACGCGACCUGCUUCGUCGUUUGUUCCUUCGUCCUCCACUCAAGCGCCUCGGCGUGCGUCGUCGCCGAUUUCUCUCGCAGAAUCUCUUCCUCGGUCUCGCCGCGCGGCGCCCGAGCGUCAGCAGAGCGACCGCAGCCCGUCGCCCUACUGGCUCGAGGCGGAUGAGGAGGGCGACGCCCCAGACGCGCCGACGGAGAAGCGGACGCGGAGCGAGGACGUGAAAAGACUGCAGAAGACGCCGGAGCCUCUCGACGCCACGGCGCUACUCGACCGCGAACGGUCCAACUCGGUGCUCACGAUUCGAAAGUGUCGGCAGCUCUUUGGGUCUUCCCUUCCUCUGGAUCAAGGCGGACGAGUACCGCAGCACCGCUUCAUGGCCAAACCGUUGCCUUCCGCGUCCUCGCCUUCGGCUGAGGACUCGCACGGCGGCGAUGACGAUACUGCCGAAGAGACCGACAAGCGCGGCGGAGCUCCUGAGCGAAGGCUUGACUCGCUCGUGUCCCGGGAUGCCACUAUGAGGUCGCCCCCAACAGAGGACGAGGACUACGCAGCGUGGCUCUGCACACAGCGCGACAGAAAAAAGGCGAGGAAGAAAAAGGAGACCUCGCACGACGUGUGUGAUCUCGCCUCCGCAGAGACGCACUCGCAGCCGCCUGGAGCAUCCCGCCCCAUCGCGAAGCAGCAGUGCGAAGGCCGCGAAGCUCGCCGCUCUUCCUCCUCCGCAGCUCCCGAUUCUCGCGCCAUCUCUCCUGUCUUUGCGGCGACCCCUGGACGCGCGCCCUCUGGCUCUCCGUCGGCGUCGCCGUCUCGACGGCAGCCGCGGCUGCCGCGCGGCAAGAACUUUGCGCUUGCGAAAACGCGUUUCCCUUCUGCCUGCGCUGCGGCGCUCACUCCGUCUGACGCUGCGGGCGCGUCGGCGCCGCCUCGCAAGCGCUGUGUGUCGCUUGACCGCCCGCCGGAAACCGAGGCGGAGAAGCACCUCCAGGCGCUGGUGUGGCUUCUGAAGAGCGUGAUGCUCGAGGCUGAGAGGGAGGCAGCGCGGCGCGACCGCGAAGACCGCGAGGCGCACGCCGCAGCCGGCGUCGCUGUGGAGCGGGAAAAAAAUCAGAAGAAUCCGGAAGAAGACUCAGACGCUUCGCCGAUCUCCGCGCCGGUGUCCGCGGCUCCGCGCGCCUUGGCACUCGCGCCGGAAACAAGCCGCGAAGGAAGCGAAGGGCACGCAGCCCGCGAACAGCAAGCCGUAGACGCGGGGGGGCAGGAGGGGAAAGAGGACUCGAGCGACCGUGGGAAAAACAGGCGGGUGUUUUUGGUCUGUCCGCUGUCUCCCGAGAGGCCCGCGGCGGAAGAGGGCUGCCGACCUCCCAGGCGAGAGCGAAGCGGGACAGAGGCGCCCGCGGGAGAGGCAGACCAGCCAGACCGCGAGGGCGCGGCAGGCGACACGCAGGAGGCGCGCCGAGCGGCGCUGCGAGAAAAGCGCUCCCAGGAGCUGCAGGCCUUCUGCACGAUGCGCGGGCUCGCGGCCUGCAGCCAUGAACACCAUCAUCCCUGCAUUCCGUUUCUCGAGUCCUUCGCCACGCUCUGCAACGGGGCAGUGAAGCUGCAGCGGUGGCUGCGAAGCGUGUUUCAUCGACGCCGCUGUCGGGCUCAACUUGCCGAGAUGUGGCGCCGACGGCAGUUCGAGAAGCUCCUCGAGGCGACGAAGCGAGUGCUGCUGCAGUGGAUGCAGUACCCCAUGCUGACCUCUCAAGAUGAAGCAGCCAUGCGCACCAACAAGCGCCGAGCCGAGCGCCUGAAGGAGCUCUCUGACAAGCAGUCCCGCGCGGCGCUCAACCCUGGCAAAGGCGGGCCGCCGGCGAAGCCGCUGAAGCUCCCGCGAGUCGAGACGCGCCGCCUUCUCAUUCGGCUGCCCUUCACGUUUCGCGCGCACUCCUUCAGCACGCGUUCCGAAGUGGAGAAGCACCAGAGGCAACUGCACAACAGCCUCAAGCACCUCGCAGUUCUCCGCAAACAACAGCAGCAAAAGAGCCAGUGGAAGACGCUCUGGACCAAAUGGCGCUACGAGCACGACUGCCAAGCGCUGUCGCCUCGAGAGCCGAGCCGCGAGGUCGCCGACCCUGCGUCUCCCGCGCCCGGCGCAGAGGCAGAAAGGCGAAGCAAAGACGCAGACUGCGCGGGAGCCUCGGGGCUCGCGUUUUCUUCGUCGUUUCUGCCUGGCGCCGCGUCUUACACGGCGGCCUUCUCGCCAGGCCUCUGCCUUCCGCUCCUGUCUCCAGCCGCUUCGCCCCGCAGUCGCGCUUUGCCUGCCUCGCCCUUCCUGCCGAGCGACGCGCGCGCCAGCGAGCGCCCGCCAGCUGCCAAGGCUCUCCGCUUCUUCUUCGGCCUCCAGCUGGCGCCAGCCGAGCAGGAGACUGGAGGCGAAGGCCCGCGGGAGCAAGGCAGCUCCAGCCAGGCUUCGUCGCCGCGCCCCGCGGACCGCGACGCCGCCCCCAGCUUGCCGCCGGGCGGGGGUCGCUCCCGCGCAGAGGGGCGGGCGGACGAAUUCUACAGCCGCCGGAGCAUCAGCGCCUCUAGCUCCAGAAAACAAAUUCGCGAACACUGGCUAGGGCUCGGCGGCGAAGACAUCUCCGCCAAAGUCGACGAAGUUGAGUUCUUCCGCCACGUGUUGCCGCUGCGGCGUCAUCGCGCAGCUCCGCCGGCCUCCUACUCGCCGUGGCUUCACCUCACGCUGGGUCUGAAGCAUCCGAACUUCCACCGCUACGGACCCCCGCCGCCCAUCCACAUUCCGGGCUUCGCCCCUCCUGCAGUGCGCGCGGCGCUGCUCAACGAAGCGAGGCUCGUAAACUCCGGCGCUACGCAGGUCGCGGAUCCAAGUGCAGGCAAGGGCUUGUCAGCAUCGUCAGCUGCGGCGCCGCCUCCUGUCCCUCCGGCAGACACGUUGGGGGCCUCGCCUCCCGUGCAGCCGGCGAAGCACCCCGUUGAAGCAUCCUCGCCCUCGCGAGAGACCUGUCCCCCGCCAUACAGCCUGCAGGAGCGCCCGCCGCCGACCGCCCUCCGACACGCUCCAGGCGUUCUCCAGCCCCUCGCCAGGCUGCUCCCCAGCGGCGGAAAAAUGACCCCCCGAGAAGGAAAAACUGCGCGGCUGCUCCAUCUGGGGGACUCGAGGGAGUUCCGCCAAGUGCUGAAGCAGCUUACGAAGAAACCGGCUUCCUCAGGCUCGCUGUCUUCUCCGAGCUCGUCGGCGUCCGCGCUUAAGCAGGAGCUGGCUCCCCCGUCUCGCCCGAGCAACCUCUCCCCUGCUUCUGCGUCGGCGAAUAUUCGGCAAGCCGGCGCGUGCGAGUGCCGGCCUCGAAAGGGAAGCGAGGAGGAGCAAGAGAAACAAGACAGGCGAAAACGCGGUAGCAAAAAUAGCGUACGCCACGAGGACACCUCCAGGCAGUUGAGCGGCGGAGAGCCGGGGCGGGCAGGCGCCGCAGAGAAGAGCCGCGCCUCCCUCUCCGAUGGACCUUUCCAGCCGCCGGCGGGCGCCGCCUCUGCGGGUUCUUCGUCUGUCUCGCGUCCCUCUGCGCCGUCCCACCCGCCGCUUCCGUCGCUUGCGUCUCUGCUCCCUCCGCUGAAGAAGCCCGCUGUCCCCACUCGCGAGGCGGCGAUCGGGCGCACACCACAGUCUCUCUCGCCCUCUUCGUCGAGGGCCUCGUUGCCUUCGGCGCUCGCCGAGAGCGGGAAUACGGCGGGCUCCUACCGGUCGGAUGGCGGGACGGGAGGGGCGACAGCGGACUCAGGCCGCCCGCAGGCAGGGCUGCAGUCCAGCACCGAAGAAGACCGACUUCCGACUCUUUGGGAGCGCGGCUCUUGUGCGAGGUCCAGUGGUCAGGAUAGCCCUGAGUCCUCUCCGCACACCCGCCAGUCGCUGCCGUCCUCAUCGCCUUGCUCCUUCUUGCCCUCGCCGCUCGACUCCGCUUCUGGAUCGCCGCGGGGCUCCCGAGAGGUUUGGUCAGCAUCGCGGCCUGCUCCACGUCUCUCUUCAGCGACGCUGAGCAAACCUGCUUCCUUCUCCAACGCCCCCCCGUCAGCGCCUGCGCCGUCUCCGCCGCCCGCUGCAUCGCCCGCAGGGGCUGGCUCGAGUGCAACGGCUCCCAAGGCCUCGCUCGCCCGCCGCGUCACGGUAAGCGGGCGCGGCGGCAAUCCCGCGACACGCGCGCAUCCCUCAGAGAGGCUCAAGCGAACGCCGCGCGGCUCGCGGGCGCUGUCGCUCGCCUCGUCGCGCGAGAAGCGCGAGCGACUCAGCAGCCUGAAGGACUCCCGCUCCGAGGGCAGGGCCUCGCGGUCGCGGAGCGAGACAGUCGGCCUGCAGGGCGCGCGAGACGCCGGCGAGAGGCCAAGCGUGGCCCGCGGGACGCGUGCGGGCUCCAGCGCCCUGCGGCUCUUCACGAAGCCUCUCCUCGCCGCGGCGCAGCCCGACAGUCCGCGGAACGAGCCCGCCAUGCAUGCGAAGCCGCGGCAGACGCAGGGGGCCUCGGGCGAGCCCCGCGGGAGCGGCGGUGGACCUUCCGCGGCGUCUGGCGAGGCGAGACGCCCCUCGGAGCCGGCUUGUCGCUCUGUCGGCGCCGCAGCUGGCGAUGACUGGAGAGCGAGUCACCGCGUGUCGGUCGUCGGGCGCCACGGCUCGAUUUUGGCUGGGCCUGGCGCGGCGACCUCGCUCGCGCGGUCUGAGCAGUUCCUCCAGAAGCUCUUUGCCGCGGACUCCUGCCACGCGCAGCGCCUGCGGCAGCGCGGAAGCAAGCUGCUGCAGAUGUCUGCUCUGCCGCGCGAGUGUGUGCUGUGCGGCGCGGGUCACUGCGAAGAGCACUGCCCACUGGGGGCGAUGUUCCUUGCGGCGGGGCGGGGCGACGCCGCCGAGAGCGAGGGCGAGGACGAGGAGACCGACGGGAGCCGCUGCGAAGAGCAGCGCGCCGCGACCCGAAAGUCCACCAAGAUGCUGCAGCAAGUCGACGCGUGGAACCUCAUCGGCACUGACCCUUUCGGAGGCUCCAGCGUUGCUCACGCGGCGCACCACGCGGCGGAUCUCCUCGACUUGGAUGAGAGCGACCUCUCGUUUCGCCUGCCUUCUUCUCCGUCCUCCGCGCGUCUGUCGUCUUCUUCUCUCUUCGGCAGCGGCUUGAUCUCUCCCUCGUCUUCGCUGCCGACCCUGCCUCCGCAGGAGAGGAACCCUUUCCUCCCUGGGUCGCGUCCCUCGCUCGCACUCCGCAGGCCGGAAGGCAAGUCUCCCCGCGAGGCAGGGGAGGCCUCUCCGCCCUCCUUCACGAAGCGUCGAGGGGGCGAGAGAGCCUCGGAGGCUGCACGUGGCAGCCUGGGCGGGCGCCACGCCGGCCGGGAAGAAGCAAAUGUGGAAGCAGAGAGCGACCGAACCUCGGAGGAAAGCGAGGGCGACAACUGCCGCCUCCAGGAUCUGGCGAGAGGGCCCCACUGCUCGUUCGGACGCGGGGCUUCGCAGGAAGGGCGCGCGGCGGGCUGCGCGGAUCGAAGAGCCGAGAACUGCGAAGAAGCGACCAACAUGUACUGCCGCAUGUCGCGCAUUUUAGCGGCGAUGGAGGCAAACGCCAACUCGGGACGCGAAGCCGAAGGAGGCCGGCAGGGCGGCCUCAGAGCGUACCGCGACGACGACUCCGAAGAUCCUGAGGAAGAAGAGAUCGAAGCACGCUGUCUCAGUGCGCUGCUGACCGCGUUUGUCACGUUUUCUGUGGAGAUAAAUUCUUGA
Molecule: messenger RNA, 10710 nt
Organism: Besnoitia besnoiti
Lineage: Eukaryota; Apicomplexa; Conoidasida; Eucoccidiorida; Sarcocystidae
Exons: 20
Coding region: 1-10710 (3569 amino acids)
Molecular function (GO): protein binding
Source: RefSeq, a predicted model, not a curated record